AUGGCGGCGACGCGAGUGAUAGUGACGCCACGGCGGCUGUCUAUUCAGGCUUUGGGGGCAACCGGGAUAGCUACUGAGCCUGCGGCUGUGGAGAUGACGAAGCAGGGGAGCGCAGCGACUGUCGAUGGCAAGCGCCAGAGUGAUGGAUCUCCACGUUCUGCUCCUUGGGCGAAGAAGAAGAUGGGAGGAGGCGAACCAGAAGCCAUUGUAGAUGUAGUGGAUGGUGUUGCCUCACUUCAGAUUCCCGAAAAGAUUUUUGAUGAGGCGGAGCUCCUGUGGAAAAGCUAUGUGGUGGGUUAUUUAAUUGGAGAUGCUCCUCAUGUGGGUUCAAUUCACGCAACUGUCAAUCGUAUCUGGUCUGCUCCCAAGGCGGGUACAAAGAUCGAUGUCCAGUUCAUUGAAAAGAACACAGUUUUGUUUCGCAUUGAGAACAGUCAGAUGAGGAAUCGUGUGAUUCGAAGGAAAUAUUGGCACAUUGCGGAUAUCCCUUUGGUAGUCAAUGUUUGGACUCCAGAGUCUGCACUGCAUCCUCCAGAUCUUUCGGCUAUGCCUUUGUGGGUUGAUCUUAAGGGAGUCCCAAACAACCUUUACUCUCACAAGGGACUGAAGUGCUUAUCCAGAGCAGUCGGUCAGUUUGUGAAACUUCACCCAAGUACGGAGAAGUGUGUGAGGCUUGAUGUGGCCAGAGCUUUUGUGGAGGUCAACCUACACCAACCUCUGGUGGAGAAAAUCUCUUUUAAGGAUAAUGCUGGCUCUGCGCAUGAAGUGGAAGUUAAUUUUCCUUGGCUUCCUCCUCGUUGUAGUGUCUGUCGCAGGUGGGGCUAUAAAGGUCAGGACUGUUCGAGUAAGGAGAUUAGAAUCCUAAAUAAGAAGGUAGAGGAGACAGCAGCGUCUUUGUUUGCUGUUAUACCUCACGGAGGAGACAAGGCUGGAGACAGUGUUGAAGUGGUGGAGGGAAACGAGGUAGUAACUGUGGAGGAAGAUGUGAUUAAGGAAGGGAAUGUAUUUGAGAAUCUGAUUCAGGAUUUGGAAGCGCUUACGCAUGUGGCUAAUAACGUUGCUGCACUGGAAGGCAUUAAGCUAACUGAGCCUACUACAGAGGUUUUUCACACCAAUGGGGUUGGCGCCUGGGAAAAUGGUCGAGGAAUGAAACAGGUGGGUGAUACUGGUGGGGAAGGGGCUAUAGUAAUUUCUCCUUCACGUUUCAGUCCCUUACAGGGUAUCGUAGAGGAGGAGGAGGAUGCUAUGGAGGAGAAUGGGAAGGAAGUUGAGGAGGGUGAAAUAUUAGAGACUAAUGUUGAUGGAAAGAAAGUUUCAGGAGUGCAGGUUUCAAACCAAGGUAGGAAGCCUGGAUCGGCUCAGAAGCAGAUGCGGGGGAAGAUUGUUCGAACCAAAGACCUGAUAUAUGCUGGUAAGCAAGGGACAACAAAAAAAACUUCCGUUAGGAAGUUAUGA
This is a messenger RNA of Brassica rapa (field mustard), 1455 nucleotides long. RefSeq lists its product as uncharacterized. The record is from RefSeq and is a predicted model, not a curated record. NCBI's taxonomy places the organism in Eukaryota, Viridiplantae, Streptophyta, Magnoliopsida, Brassicales, Brassicaceae.